Messenger RNA from Echinops telfairi (small Madagascar hedgehog), 480 nucleotides. RefSeq names its product ferritin heavy chain-like. NCBI's taxonomy places the organism in Eukaryota, Metazoa, Chordata, Mammalia, Afrosoricida, Tenrecidae. Gene Ontology annotation, molecular function: ferrous iron binding; ferric iron binding. The transcript has 2 exons. The record is from RefSeq and is a predicted model, not a curated record. Gene Ontology annotation, biological process: intracellular iron ion homeostasis; iron ion transport. Gene Ontology annotation, cellular component: cytoplasm. Bases 1 to 480 code for a protein of 159 amino acids.
AUGGCAUGCGCGUCUUCACCUCAGAUGCACGAGGGCUACCAGGAGGAGUGCGAGGCUGCCAUCAAUCAGCAAGUCAACCUGGAGCUCCAUGUCUCUUACACCUACCUCGCAAUGGCUCAUCACUUUGCCCGCAAAGAUGUGCCCUUGAAGAACUUCGCUGACUACUUCAUGCAGCAGUCCCACAAGCAGCGCCAGCACGUGGAGACGCUGAUGCAGCUGCAGAACCAGCGCGGAGCACAACAUCAGCCUGAGCCUGCAGGACCUGCCCUGGAUGGCCGCAAGCAGGGCGACAUGCAGCUAGGUGACUUCCUGAACAGCCGGUUUCUGAUCCCGCAGACCGCUGCUAUCCAGCAGCUGGACGCCCACCUGGCCAACCUGCGCAAGUUGAGUGAGCAGACAAACCACCUGGCCGAGGACGUCCUCAACGACCGCAACCCCAAGGACAGCAACAAGGAGAGCUGCCCCACGGACACAAGGUGA